AUGCAUGCAUUGUAGACUACACAAAUUAUUACUACUAAGCUUAGUGAGUCUGGUUAAGUACACUGUGCUAUGGCUUCUCAAUAUGCCUUGUGCAUGGCUCUUUUCUUGUUGAUCAUGGGAAUUCUGCUGCCCUCCGAGGUUUCCUCGUCUCGGUCCGGACCGCACCUCGGAAAAACCAUGUUCGAAAGGCAUCAAGAAUGGAUGCUUCAGCACGCUCGGGUGUACAAAGAUGCCAUGGAGAAAGAGGCGAGGUUCAAGAUUUUUAAGGAAAAUGUGGAGCGUAUCAAAGCUUUUAAUAGCGAUCCAAAUAGAGGAUUUAAACUAGCUGUUAAUCACUUUGCCGAUUUAACCGAUGAGGAGUUUCGAGUUAUUCAUGCCAGUGGUUACAACAGAAGCAUGAUAAGGACAGCGCCGUUCUCGGGUUCCUCAGUAAGGCCGGAAUUUAACUAUGGACGCCGUAAUAAUUUUAAGUAUGCAAAUGUACAGGGGGUUCCGCCUAGUGUGGACUGGCGAGACAAAGGGGCAGUCACGCCUGUCAAGAAUCAAGGAUCAUGUGGUGACUGCUAUGCAUUUGCAUCUAUUGCUGCUGUAGAAGGUCUUAAUGCAAUUGCAACUGGACAACUAGUCUCAUUAUCUGAACAAGAGAUACUGGACUGUGACCAAUCAAACAACCACUGCAAUGGUGGUGCCAUGGAGAACACUUACGACUUCAUUGGGGAAAAUGGUGUCACCACCGAAUCAGAGUAUCCGUACAGAGAACAACAAGGCUACUGCAAAAAUGCUGCGUCAAAUCCAGCUGUUCAGAUCGGUGGAUACGAAGAUGUUCCUAGAAACAGCGAAACUCAAAUGCUUUUAGCUGUGGCGAAUCAGCCCAUUUCAGUUGCUGUCGCUGGUGGUGAUUAUUACUUCAGAUAUUACAACAGUGGUAUUAUGGAUAUGGAAUGCAGCACGGGCACUGAUCACGCGGUUGCAGUUGUGGGCUAUGGUGCGACAGAUGACGGACGUAAGUAUUGGAUUGCCAAGAACUCCUGGGGCACAAACUGGGGAGAAAAUGGAUAUAUCUACCUAGCCAGAGAUGUUGGAGAUCCUCAAGGCCUCUGUGGCAUUGCCACUAAUCCGGCGUACCCUACUAUGUGAAAGGGCUGGAACAUACAUAUGUUAUCCUCGUCAUAAUUAUUCUACACUAAGCUCUUAUAUAUGGUGUAUAAUUCUAUUAAUGAAAAUGAGCAUGGCUCCAUGUGCAAAUUAUAUAUGAACAUGUGGAUCCUAAACAUAGGUGCUCACCACAAUACUUGUACCUUCAUAAUUUCUUCAGAAACGACAUUGCCCUGGAGAGUGGCCAGUUAUAGAAAAACUAUCUUCUUCCGAGUCCAAAAGUCGAGCCAAUAUAGACCUUUUAUCAGCAAUUCAAAAACUAAUGAUAUACUCUACAAAUUGAUGCAGUAAA
This is a messenger RNA of Daucus carota subsp. sativus, 1447 nucleotides long. RefSeq names its product ervatamin-B-like. Gene Ontology annotation, cellular component: lysosome. The record is from RefSeq and is a predicted model, not a curated record. Gene Ontology annotation, molecular function: cysteine-type endopeptidase activity. The transcript has 2 exons. Bases 70 to 1137 code for a protein of 355 amino acids. Lineage: Eukaryota; Viridiplantae; Streptophyta; Magnoliopsida; Apiales; Apiaceae.